AUGGCGUACGACAAAGUCAGGUUCGACAAGCUCCAGAAGGUGUUGCAGAAGGCAGUGGACUACACGGUUGAAAAGCUGUUUCGGCCAGAGCAGCUAGAAAAAUGCUUCCCCAACAUCAGCCAGAUGAAAGGAGGAGAGAAGGCGUUGCAGACUGCAAGGAAACAGAUCUUGGACUACUUCCAGAGAACGCUGGUCGAUCAGUUCAGGCACAUUUUCGAACAAAACGAUAUUGAGAGAAAACUAGACGAACUUGACGAGAUCAUCCAGGACGCCCAGGCGAGAAGAGACCUGGGGGUGGAGGAGCCUUUGUUUGUCGAUAAGCUUUCGCCCCAGCAGCUAAUAGACGCCCGUGUGAGCCAAACAAAAGCUGAGACUGUGGACAAAUUGCAAUUGAUAUACGAGCAGCUUCUUCUAGAUAACAAGCAGCUUCACGAAGAGAUCGUGGGGCUUGUGAAAGAAGGUACUGAGGUGAAGGACGACCUACUACUGCAAAUCGACGCUUUGGCCAGCGGCGUCGAUGAGAUUCGCAAGGCCAAGUUUGAUGAACACUACGACGCACUUAUCGAAAACGUGCUCAAAUGA
Candidozyma auris is the source of this 582-nucleotide messenger RNA. Its product is annotated as MIND complex subunit. Bases 1 to 582 code for a protein of 193 amino acids. Lineage: Eukaryota; Fungi; Ascomycota; Pichiomycetes; Serinales; Metschnikowiaceae. Gene Ontology annotation, biological process: chromosome segregation. The transcript has a single exon. Gene Ontology annotation, cellular component: MIS12/MIND type complex. The record is from RefSeq and is a predicted model, not a curated record.